Molecule: messenger RNA, 375 nt
Organism: Caenorhabditis bovis
Lineage: Eukaryota; Metazoa; Nematoda; Chromadorea; Rhabditida; Rhabditidae
Source: the annotation of a GenBank genome assembly
AUGGCUGAAAAUCUGCCGGAAGAAGUGAAACAGAAACUGCAAAAUUUCGACAACACACUAACAGCGCUUGAAAAAGCAGUGGAUUCAGUAAUUAAAGGCGGCGUUGAUAAGCAUUAUGAGCGGAAUGCUCACGAAAUGGCUCUUGUGGAUACAAUGGCCAUGUUUAUCAUGGAUAGUUUAUUAUGGACAACACACGGUCUUCGAGGUGAACUUCCGGAGAAAAAUGAAGAGCUUUUGAUUGAUUUAAAUCGCACAAAACGUCUUGCUGGUGAAAUGAAAGAAGUGAAUCUUCGACAAGAAGCCCCUCGAGUGAAUUCUCAGGCAGCAACGAAUUUUGUUCGCAAUGCACUAUGGGAACCGAAAGAGAAGGAAUAG